UUAAAAGAAACAGGGGGAAGCACUGUUCACACGGAGCCCAAUCUGGGCCAAGCUAACGUGCAACUUCACUCAUUUUUUAUUUCAGCAGAGGCUGCACAACUAGACCACGUACCGGACAAACAGAUCAGCAUUAACUUCAAGCGAGUAUUUCGUCCGUGUUUGUUCGUUGACUUGCCUGGACCGAUCUGUAAGCGCAACAGCAAGGCUCUCAAUAGGCGGAUAGGAUCGAGCGAGGAGAAGGGGGAUUCAACGCACAAGCAGCACUAAGGAGGCUGCGAGUGGGAUUCGGCGCUGGAUGAGCACGGCCUCGCGCUCCCCAGCGGCCUGCCAUGGGGGAGACCAAAAUUAUCUACCACCUCGAUGAUCAGGAGACUCCCUACCUGGUCAAAUUGCCCAUUCCAGCUGAUAGGGUCACUCUCGCGGACUUCAAAAAUGUCCUCAAUAAACCCAACUACAAAUUUUUCUUCAAGUCUAUGGAUGAUGACUUCGGGGUUGUGAAGGAGGAAAUUUCAGAUGACAACGCCAAACUGCCAUGUUUUAACGGCCGCGUGGUAUCAUGGCUGGUGUCUGCAGACGGUUCCCACUCAGAUGGGGGCUCAGUGUGUGCAGACAGUCAAGCCGAGCUGCCGCCCCCCCUGGAGAGGACAGGGGGCAUCGGAGACUCCAGACCACCCUCCUUCCAUGCGAACGCUGCAGGCAGCCAGGACAACCUCGACAACGACACGGAGACAGAUUCCGCGCCGCCUCCGCGGAGAGAGAGAGACCGUGGCGAGCGAGAGAGAGAGAGAGAGAGAGAGAGGGAGAGACCGCGGAGGAAAGACACCCACGACCACGGCGGGAGGCUGAAUGGCCACUCUCGUCUGGAGCGCCGACCAGAGUUGGCCGGCUACGAGAGCUCCUCCACCCUCAUGAGCAGCGAGCUGGAGACCACCAGCUUCUUCGACUCCGAGGAAGACGACUCUGCCAGCAGGUUCAGUAGCUCGACAGAGCAGAGCACAUCCUCAAGACUGAUGAGACGACAUCGCCGUCGCCGACGGAAACCAAAGGCACCACGAAUGGAGCGGUCAUCAUCGUUCAGCAGCAUCACAGACUCCACCAUGUCACUGAACAUCAUCACUGUCACGUUAAACAUGGAAAAGUAUAACUUCCUGGGCAUCAGUAUUGUGGGCCAGAGCAACGAGAGGGGGGACGGAGGCAUCUACAUCGGCUCCAUCAUGAAGGGUGGAGCAGUGGCAGCAGACGGGAGGAUAGAACCUGGUGAUAUGCUGCUCCAGGUGAACGACAUCAACUUUGAGAACAUGAGCAAUGACGAUGCAGUGAGGGUGCUGCGGGAGAUAGUGCACAAACCAGGUCCUAUAAUUCUAACUGUAGCCAAAUGCUGGGAUCCCAAUCCACGAGGCUGCUUCACCCUGCCCAGAGGUGAGCCGAUCCGUCCCAUAGACCCGGCUGCGUGGGUGUCCCACACGGCGGCGCUGACGGGGGCGUAUCCGGUGUACGGUAUGAGCCCUUCCAUGAGCACAAUCACCUCCACAAGCUCCUCCAUCACCAGCUCCAUUCCAGAGACCGAGCGGUUUGACGACUUCCACCUGUCCAUUCAUAGCGACAUGGGGAUGGUUGCCAAGGCAAUGGCGUCCCCUGAGUCGGGUCUGGAGGUGCGGGACAGGAUGUGGUUGAAGAUCACCAUCCCCAACGCCUUCAUAGGUUCUGAUGUGGUUGACUGGUUAUACCAUCACAUUGAGGGCUUCACGGAUCGCCGAGAGGCACGCAAGUACGCCAGCAAUCUCCUAAAGGCCGGCUACAUCCGCCACACAGUCAACAAGAUCACCUUCUCUGAGCAGUGCUACUACAUCUUCGGCGACUUAUGUGGCAACAUGGCCAAUCUCUCCUUGCACGACCACGAUGGCUCUAGCGGUGCGUCCGAUCAGGAUACCCUUGCCCCCCUGCCCCAUCCAGGAGCAGCCCCGUGGCCCUUAGCGUUCCCCUACCAGUACCCUGUCCCUCACCCCUACAAUCCCCACCCCAUGCACGAGCCGCCCUGCAACUUCACCGGGGGCGCUGGCAGUGCAGGCAGCCAGCACAGCGAAGGGAGUCGCAGUAGCGGCUCCAACCGCAGUGCUGGUAAGAAGGAAGCUGCAGCAGGAGGAGGCAGCGUCGGUGGUGGUGUUGGCGGCGGAGGGGACUCCAAGUCAGGAGGGAGUGGCAGCGAGACGGAGCUGCGGCGAGAGAAAGCCCCCAGCGAGCGCUCGUCGGCGCCCCCCAGUGAGCGCAGUGUGCACAGCACCCACAGCCUGCGUAGCACACACUCGGCUGUGGUUUAUGGGCCGCCUGGGCUGCCGCCGCAGCCACAGACCCCCACCCCCGUCCCCAUGGCACCACCCGGCUCCCCCCCGGGCCGCGACCUGGCCUCGGUGCCCCCUGAACUCACGGCCUCGCGCCAGUCCUUCCGCAUGGCCAUGGGAAACCCCAGCGAGUUCUUUGUGGACGUAAUGUGACCUACGGGCGGCGGUGGCAACAGGUGAAACCCUAAAGGCCGAAUCUCGCACAUUCAGGCAUUCAGGACACUGUCACCCACCCUUUCCCCCAAGCAAAGUAGAGAUGAAGGACAACAGGGGAGGGAUUUAGAGGGACAGAGAGUGAUUGUGUUGUAUGUGUGUAGUAGUCUGUGUGUGUGUGUGUGUGUGUGUGUGUGUGUCUGCCUGCCUGCCUGCCUGUCCCUCCUGUCGAGUGUCUCAUACUUUCUUCAGUGAAGAAGAUGCAGUGCUCUUUCCUGCCUUCCCUCGAAAAGAAAAAAACUUUUUUUUAUCCCUGUUCCCUUCUGCUUUGGUUAAAGGAAUGGAUGCAGUUGAAUGUGAGUGGCUGGGGCUGAAUGAGAGGUAAAAGGACCCCCCCACUACCCCACCCCUCUGUUUCUUUUCCUGUCCUCCCGUUAAUCUCCCCAAGAACGUUUGUCUCAUCUGUCAUUUUGUCUCAUGGAAAUCGAUAGAGUGGUAUAGGGAGGGAGAAAUGGUCCCUCCAUUUCUCAGCAUGUCCGAACGAAGCUCUGAAACUCUGUCAGACGUCUGGAAAGAGAAGACACUAACAUGAUGAAAGCUGAAGAUGUGUUUUAUAUCUGCCUCUCUUGUUUUGCUUCUUUUUGUUGUUUUGUUUUGGAAUUCAAAGCAAGGACACAGACAUUAUUCAGAAAUCAUAUCAAAGGAUCCUCAGUAUGCAAUACUUUAUCUGCCUUUUAACAGACAGCAAUGUACACAAUGAAGUAUAGGCCUAGUGGCAUCUUGUUAGAUGCAAGGGUAUUGAAGGUACUACUUAAUAAGGCUUAACAUGUCUUGUGCUCUUAAAAUGCAGACCGUCUCCAAAAUCUAAAUCGUCUGCUUUAGUUCCCAUGGUAACGGGAGCUGUGAUGUCAUGUCUGGGGAAGUUACUAGCCAAUCAGAAAACUGGAAGAGGAACUGUACUGAAGAGGCACCUCACAUUAGCCUAGAGAUGCAACUGCACAAUCCCAGAGACUGGCUGUUACCUCCAGUUAUGUGAUUGCAUAGAGCUGACACCAUCUCGCUGUCUUCUCCUCCCAGAGCACUUCAGAUGAAAUAUAUAAUUUAUCGUGUUGCAUUAACAUCUACAUUUUGUAUGCUAUACAGCCUAACAUCUCAUUCUCCUUCUGAAAACCCUCCCUUUUCCUUUGAAAUACAUUUAUCACAAGUUUUCAAUUUAUUAGAAACUGAUAAUGUAUAGUGACAAAUGGUUCAAUUUAAUACUCACUGUACACUGUUUUAUGAGAACAACAAACAAGAAAUUGUUUUUAUUUAUAAACAUAG
Messenger RNA from Alosa alosa (allis shad), 3812 nucleotides. Its product is annotated as segment polarity protein dishevelled homolog DVL-3. NCBI's taxonomy places the organism in Eukaryota, Metazoa, Chordata, Actinopteri, Clupeiformes, Clupeidae. The transcript is spliced from 15 exons. Gene Ontology annotation, molecular function: frizzled binding. Gene Ontology annotation, biological process: intracellular signal transduction; canonical Wnt signaling pathway. The coding region runs from base 330 to 2492 and encodes 720 amino acids. The record is from RefSeq and is a predicted model, not a curated record. Gene Ontology annotation, cellular component: cytosol.